UCUCUCUUAGUUGGACAGAGAAAAUGGAGAUCUUAAGGUUUCUAGCACUUAUAUUACUUCUCAAUGCUUCCCUUCGUUGCAUUGCCCAAGCAAAAGUCCUUCACUAUGACUUCGUUCUGAAGGAGGCAAAGUUCACCAAGCUGUGCAGCACGAAGAGCAUUUUAACUGUGAAUGACACUUUUCCGAGGCCAACCAUUCGAGUUAACAAAGGGGAUACUGCUUUUGUUACUGUACAUAAUCAAGGGAAAUAUGGCGUUACUAUCCACUGGCAUGGGGUGAGGCAACCAAGGAAUCCAUGGUCAGAUGGACCUGAAAACAUCACACAGUGCCCCAUUCCACCCAAGUCAAGCUUCACUCAAGAGAUCAUUUUUUCCACAGAAGAAGGAACUCUUUGGUGGCAUGCCCAUAGUGAUUGGACACGCGCCACAGUCCAUGGUGCCAUUAUUAUUUCUCCAGCUCCUAAGACCACUUAUCCAUUUCCUAAGCCUUAUGCUGAAGAGACAAUUAUUCUUGGGGAAUGGUAUAAGGGAGAUGUGAUGGCCAUAAUUGAUGAAGCCCUAGCAACUGGUGGCGACCCAAACGUUUCAGAUGCUUUCACAAUUAACGGCCAACCAGGAGAUCUGUACAAUUGUUCCAGUGCAACUACAUACCGUCUGAAGGUUGACGCCGGCAAGACUUAUCUUCUCCGGAUAAUAAAUUCCAUAAUGAACGAAGAACAAUUCUUUGGAAUUGCAAAGCACAAGCUCACACUGGUAGCAACCGAUGCUUCAUACACCAAACAAAUAACCGCAGAUUACCUCAUGAUAAGCCCGGGGCAAACAAUGGAUGUUUUGGUGACAACAAACCAGUCUCCCAGCCGCUAUUACAUUGUUUCAACUCCUUUUGCCGACUCCACUGCUCCCUUUGACAACACCACCACAACGGCCAUUCUGCAGUACAAUGGCAAUUAUAAACCCCCAUCAUCUAUUCCCUUCCCAACGCUUCCUACUUACAAUAACAAAACUGCUGCAGAAAACUUUACAAAGCGCUUGAGGAGCUUAGCAAGCAAAGCUCACCCUGUCAAUGUGCCGCGAAGUAUCACCAGAAGUAUCUUUAUUACUGUUUCUGUAAAUCAGAUUUACUGCCCCAAUGCAUCAUGUUCAGGCCCGGAUGGUAACAGGCUAUCAGCAAGCUUGAGUAAUAUAAGUUUUCAGACCCCAACAAUUGAUAUACUCCAAGCGUAUUACAGAAAUCUUCCCAAGGUUUACAGCGGCAAUUUCCCGACGCAGCCACCUUAUUAUUUCAACUUCACGGGAGAUGUGGGGAACAAUACAAUUUAUCCAAGCUUAGGGACGAAGGCCUUGAUAGUAAAUUACAAUGAUGCUGUUGAGAUAGUGUAUCAAGGGACUAAUGUUGGGGCAGCAGAGAAUCAUCCUAUGCAUCUCCAUGGUUAUAGCUUCUAUGUGGUCGGGACAGGCUCUGGGAAUUUCAACAAAAAGACUGAUCCCAAGUCUUAUAAUCUCAUUGAUCCACCAGAAGUUAAUACAGUUGGAGUUCCUAAGAAUGGAUGGGUUACAAUCAGAUUCAUCGCUGAUAAUCCCGGUGUCUGGUUUAUGCAUUGUCAUUUGGAAAGGCACGCGAGCUGGGGUAUGAAUACUGUGCUGAUAGUGAAGAAUGGGCGCACCAAUGCAACAAGCAUCCGCCCACCUCCUAAAUAUAUGCCUCCUUGUUCCAAGUCCUAGUUUUAGGAAUGCUUUCUACUUCAUUAAUUUGUGUGAGUGUACUCAAACCAAAAUAAUAAUAAUAAUAA
Molecule: messenger RNA, 1789 nt
Organism: Corylus avellana
Lineage: Eukaryota; Viridiplantae; Streptophyta; Magnoliopsida; Fagales; Betulaceae
Product: laccase-14
Biological process (GO): lignin catabolic process
Cellular component (GO): apoplast
Molecular function (GO): copper ion binding; hydroquinone:oxygen oxidoreductase activity
Source: RefSeq, a predicted model, not a curated record